Molecule: messenger RNA, 4662 nt
Organism: Cylindrotheca closterium
Lineage: Eukaryota; Bacillariophyta; Bacillariophyceae; Bacillariales; Bacillariaceae
Source: the annotation of a GenBank genome assembly
AUGCCCGAUGCAAAUAGCAAUAGCGAUGCCAGUAAAACAAAGAGCAGCAUUGACGCGUCCCAAGUCCUCGGACAUGUGUCAAUGCUCGAGAAUUACCUUCCCACCCACGCGCUGGACGACUUUGGACACACUACAAACCCUCAAUUGUACAUGACCAGGAUCCCGGAUCCUUCGAAAGAAGGCCAAGAAUUGCCGUUGCAUGUGCUCAUGGCAGUUUCCAAGCGGUGUAUAUCGGCUCAAUUGGUACAAGAAGCUCCAGGUCGAACUGGGACACCCGUCGAGGUGUUGGUGAUUCCAGGAGACGAUCAAAUUACCUGUGCGACUCUAAUGCCCUUGGAACACUUGCAAUUGACGGCCAGGGAUACUGGCCUGAAAAUGAACGAUAGUCGUCCAUUGAAUAGACGAGCUAGCAACAAUAGUGAAGAUGGAGAUUUGUUUUACAGCCAGUUUUAUUCUUCAAGAGACAAGCUAACGCUGAGCGAAAACGACGACGAAAGUGACGGUCAACCAUCGCCAAGUCCGUCCCCUACCAAUGUAGGAACAGAUUCUUCCGUAGUAACAUCCACGUUGAUGAGCGGUGGCAUGUCCCUCAAGGCACCGUCACCACGCUUGGCGAUCGUCGUGGGAACCCGAGAAAACCGAGUCAUUUCCAUUGAAUUCUCUGUCAAGCCACACGCGUUGGUUUUGGAGAGGCGCAAAUUCUUUGUGGGCCCGGAAGAACGAACCUAUUUUGAACCACUACCAACUUCAAGACUGACCAAACUCCAACAACAGCAAACGAAAAAGAAGCCCAAGAAGGCAUCAUCCACCACAACUACCAGGAGACGAAGCUUGACGCACAGCAGUAGCAGCGGUCUGGACAAUACCUCGGAACACAAGGCUGUUGUUCCCUUUGAACCCUCCGGUGGAGUCACGACGCUCGUGGCCUACAAUCUGUGGAGGGAGGGACGGCCUCGUACCCAUGUGUGGAUUUCCUUUGGCGAUGGGACGGCCAUUCGAUUGCACCAUGCUGGCUUUUUUCCGUCCGUGUGGCAAAAGCAUUUGGAAUCUGAUUUGCAGCAACAACAACUAGCGCAAGUCUUGGGGGAACCACUAGUCAAGUGGAAGGCCAUGUUGCCGCCCAUGCCGGACUCGACCGUAACUUACAUUCCACUGCCCAAGUACCAUCCAUCGCCACUGGCACCAUUUCCAGCGUGGAAACGACCGGAAUUUGAUCAUCCAACGGCAGAGGACGAGAAGUUGGACGAAUAUCAAGACGAAGUUUACGAGGCAGCCGUCUAUUGCAGUGGUCAUAUGGCCGACGUAUUUCCUACUUUGGCAUUUUAUACAUCGGAAGAUCAAUUUGAAAGUCGGAUUCACAAUGAUGACAUGCUAGAGGAUGUGCCAGAAGAGGAGGAAUAUGGUAUUGUUGGGAGUGUGAUUGGAGGAAUCUUUGGUAGUGUCUUUGGGUCCUCGACCACCAAGAAGAAACCUACCCCUGAUCCGGCCGAGGACGUAACCCAGGCAGCAGCAGACUACAAGGAACCGUGGGAUCCCAGCGUUCCCUUUCCCGACAUGAAUCUAGAUCCCGUCAAACUCUAUGCUGGGUAUGAAAUUCAUGAUCCUCCUCGGCAAAUCAUUUACUGCACCAUUGAUCCAGAAGGAGAUUUGGCAGCGAUUGCCGACACAUUGGGUCGAGUGUCUCUGGUGGAUCUGGCCACCAAACAAAUCAUUCGAAUGUGGAAGGGCUUUCGUGAUUCUGUUUGUCAUUGGAUUCAGUAUCCUCGCAGUACCUCGGAAACACCUUGGCUCAAAAACAAAGUCCUGUACUUGGUGAUUCAUUCACGGCAACGCAAGGUGAUCGAAGUGUACCGAACACGUCACGGUCCACGAGUCAAGACCAUUCAAGUGGCGCGAGAUGCGCAACUCAUCUGUAGUCGAGAGCUGACCAGUGAAGGAUAUGUCUCGAACUGUUACAUUGUCCAUUCCAAUGUCCCUCAUUCGCCAUUGAACAAGAUCCAAAAGAUUGAAUUUUCCGAAUCCGAACAGACUGGCAACCUUACCUCCAGAUCGCGGUCCUCGUUGCUUCCUCCUGAUUCUCCACAUCACAAAUCCACACAAGAUGCAUCCAGAAAGUUAAAUCACUUGAAGCAACUCUUGGACGAAACCAAUGUAGAAUGUGAAUCUGGAGAUGUCUUUCGAGCAUUGGAGAAAAUUGAUUCGAUUGAGGAUUUGAGUACAAUUUUGGAUAUUGUGGCCAAGGCGCCAACGUUGGGAGGAAGAAUGGGAGUGGAAGGAUCUACCUUUCAAAAGUUGGCCGUAUCAUACUGCGAACAAAAGCUGGACGAAGCCAUUAGUGCUGGUGGAAAAGAGGCGGAAUCGAACCCACAUAUUCAAAGGCUUGCUUUUAAGAUUGCUUAUUACACUCAGAUUUCUGCCGCAUACGAUGCUCUUCACCGAUACGAAGUGCAACGUGACGAGAGCGAGGCGACUUUGGAAUUGGCCGCUCCCUCCAUGUGGAGUGUGGAAGCUGCCGGUUGGACGGCAACCUACGAAAAGAUCACCAAGCGAUUGGUAGACGAUGAUUGUCUCGAGAGCCCCAAAGAACCCCUUCACUUUCAUGCAUUUGCAGCGGCUUGUGUGCCUCCCAAAGAUUGGAUGGAAGCUCUGUAUGAUUUGAAGCGUGGGGGGUACAAGGUCUAUUUGAGUGAUAGCUCCAAGACUCGAAAAGAAAUCUUGAUUAGAAUUUUCAAACCACUGCUUGGUGACGUCUUUUCGUUUAAGGUUGUAAACCAAUUGUUUGACGCGCUUGGGAUUGGGAAGGACCACGAUUAUCUGCUCAAGUGUUUCGGAGAAUGGUUCACUUCUCUUUCCAUUAAAGAUUCUACUACAAAGUCGAUAUUUGCCAAGGAUUCACCGGCGAAUCGAUGGCUAAAGGAACUUGCAGUGCCUCAAAUAACAAAGGCUGCGGAGAAGAAUACCCCGCCAAUGCAAUCGCUUUAUGACUAUUGCAGCAGUUCAGAGGAGUUGGUGCGGGUAUUUUGGCUAGCAACACUUUGCCGAGAAGUUGUAUACCAAGCUUCUAGUGAAAUGGAGGAUGAGACCUAUGGAAAGGUUUCGAAGGAUGCGAGUGUGGGAAGCUGGGAUAGCUUGCUUCGGAGACUUCGAGUAUGUCUAUUUGUGUCUCUCCGCCUGUAUGGCCAACAGCUCGGCGCCUGCCCUAUCUCCAUCAAGGCUGUAGAAAAAGGUGAUAACUUCUCUGUUUUUGAGUGGUUAGCUCGCGAUGAGCUGUCCAUGACACAAAACAACGACGAGAUUCUUUCUCUAGAGAAUGCUUGCCGCAUCAGCAAUCAUUCAUUCGAUCCGUCCAAAAAGGAAGGCGAUGAUCGAUUCAAGGUCCUGCAGAAAUCUUGUUUCUCGAGCGCCUUGAGCGAAGAUGAACGAGCGGAGUAUCUUGUUGAUUUCGACGAUGACGAUAGGUUAGGGGCAAUGUUACUAUUUCUGAAGCCAUUCAAUAUCCCGGAUAUGCUGGUAGCACAUCGUACUCUUCUUUUGGCACACAGAUGGGGCAAAAACCCGGCGGACUUGACCGUUCUCCAUUCCGCACUAAUUGCGUUGAAAUCCAUCGACCCAGUUGAACACAAGAGAAUUGCUUCAUCGUUACGCCUUGACAUCUGGCAGAGUCGGAUCCGUCCCGUGUAUCGCGCACUAUUGAUGGGGUUCGAUGAUGUACAAGAGGUAUCACAAGAGAUCGUUGCACCCUUGUUUCAUGACCCGGAAUGGGUGAAGACAUUCAAUGAAAUUGCUGCCUACGUUUUGGAUCUUUUGGCAGAAAUCAAAUGGCACGAAAGCGAACGGAUUGAUCUCUGGGAUACAGACUAUGAGGAAGAUUCGUCGACCUGGCCUCCCGUUGGGGACUGUGUUGUUCUGAAGAGGCUCGUUAGAAGAAACCGUGCCAUUUUCGAAAGUUCAUUGGAUGCUCACCGUAUGUUGCUCAAGGCUUUGAAGCUUUCGAAGAAUAUUUCUUCACAUUCACAAUGUAUUCCAUCAUUCUAUGACUUGUUUACACCAUCGAUGAUGUUCAACAACGCAGUUUCUCACCCAGAAGAAGAGCAAAAGCAACACUCUUUCUUGCAAGAAGCAAUUGUGACUUACGCGAGAAACUACGAAGGCCAGAGCUUGGAAACACUCAGUCUCGGUGAAGUAGAGAGCUUGGCAGAACUUUGGGAGUUUGACAUGGUGAACGUCAGAACGCUCUUUCUUCUAUCGAUGUACGAAUUUGGGAAAGACAACGUUGUUGACGAAGUCCUGACGAAGAGUGCUUCAUUAGUCAGCGUCCAACAUUUCUGUGACGACGGUGUUGAAAUAAUAUGCCGCCGCUUGGAUUACUUGAUGAGUGAAGAAAGUCCUUUCGAUAUGAGCAACGUCAUGGGAUCCCUGGAUGCCGAUAUGUGUGAUUGGGUUCGUGAAAAGGCCGAAGAGUCGGACCCUUUGGUUGAUGGAGCCAUUUUGGAUGUCCCGGUCGGUAGUACACACUUAUUUGGACUCCGUUUGUUGAGUCUGGCUGCUAGUGCGGAGAUAGCGAAAGAUGAAAGAGUGAAGAUUCACAGUCUGAUCGUCUUGAGCGGUACUAUCGUAAAAUCGCUGGAAGAAGAACCCACUGAGUCUUCUGGAUCGAUAUAG